Messenger RNA from Trypanosoma rangeli, 1953 nucleotides. RefSeq names its product cytochrome P450 reductase C. The record is from RefSeq and is a predicted model, not a curated record. Bases 1 to 1953 code for a protein of 650 amino acids. Gene Ontology annotation, molecular function: flavin adenine dinucleotide binding; FMN binding; NADPH-hemoprotein reductase activity. Gene Ontology annotation, cellular component: cytosol. The transcript has a single exon. Lineage: Eukaryota; Euglenozoa; Kinetoplastea; Trypanosomatida; Trypanosomatidae.
AUGUGGAUACUUAUUGCCCUCAUUGUAGUUUUUUUGCUACUUUUGCUGUGGGCAUCCGAGCUUCUGACGAUGCUUUCCCUAUUGGGGACGCUUCUCAUCUCAGCGCUUCUCGCGCGGCUUUCAGGUAUGUUUCUUUUUGGUGAUAGUUCCCAGACGGCGAUGCUGGCGACGCGUGCGACAACGCAACCAAAGGCGUCAAGUGAAAAAAAGGAGGUGAGUGUUAUUUUUGGAACUCAAACGGGUACAGCAGAGAUGUUUGCAAAGACACUUGUGCGGGAAGGGACACGACUGGGGGUUUCUACAAAACUUGUUGACGUGGAGAACUAUGAGAGAAGCAAUCUCGAGUACGAGAGGCUCGUGAUAAUUGUCUGCGCUACGUAUGGCGAGGGCGAACCCACAGAUUCAAUGAAGGAAUUUCACGACUGGCUGAUGGAUGACACCCGUACCCCGGAUGAGGAGUUGCGAAACGUCAAGUACGCCGUAUUUGGCCUGGGCGAUCGUCAGUAUCGUUACUUCUGCGAGGAAGGCAUUGCGGUGGAUCGUCGCAUGGCGGAGUUGGGGGCGCAGCGCAUAUACGGCCUUGGCUGCGGCGACGCUGGUCAAAACAUUGAAGAGGAGUUUGAUGAGUGGCGUCGCGACUUGUGGCCGGCAGUGGGUUGCAUGCUUGGAAUCGUGUUGCGCCAAUACACACAAGAACCAGUGGAGCCGGAGUGCCGCAUGAAGAUGUGGGACGUGUCGGAGGAGGCUCCCCUCCCAUUCCCGAAACUUGCCUCUGUGCUGGAGCCAACCCAACGUCUGCCUGCAUGGGUGCCGGUGGUGGCAAACGUGGAGCUGCUGCGUAACACCACCGAGCGCAGCACGCGACACAUUGAGUUGGAUAUUGAGGGCACAAUCAUCUCGUAUCAGAGCGGCGACCACCUCGGCAUCCUUCCACACAACACUGAUGCGAUGGUGGAUGCCUAUCUGCAGAUACUCGGUCUCAGCGGGGAGGAAGCCUCGCAAGUGUUUUCCUUGCAGGAUAAAACGGGGAAAAAUGUGUUUCCGGCUCGUGUCACGGUUCGAACGGCCCUCAAGUGGUACAUUGACCUCGCCGGACACCCAAAGAAGUCCACACUCCGUGCCUUUGCCCACUUCGCGAAGGAUCCAGCCGAAAAGGAGGCAUUGCUGAAGCUGUUACUCCUGGAGCCGGAGUCGAUGAAGGAGUUUGCCAAACUUUCAGCCAAGUUGUGGAACAUUCACGGAUUCCUUCGAAAGUACCGCUCCAUUUCGUUACCGCUUGAGUUUUUUCUUGAAAUGAUGCCGCGGAUUGCACCUCGUUACUUUUCGAUUUCUUCCGACCUCCUCUCACAUCCCCACUCGGUUUCUAUCACAGCAGCAAUUGUUCAGGGCGGGCUUUGCACAGGAAUGCUGCGGGAAAUGCCAUGUGGGGAGAAAAUUCCUGUUUUUGUGCGCAAAUCUAAGUUUCAUCUUCCAUUGCGAGCGAAGGAACGGCCUAUUGUGAUGAUAGGGCCUGGAACAGGUGUGGCUCCCCUUAUUGGGUUUCUUUAUCGCCGCAAUGCAUGGAAGAAGAAGGGCAACAAACUUGGCAAGGCGAUGCUCUUUUUUGGAUGCAGGAGGAAAGACGAGGAUCACAUUUACAGUGACUUUAUGAUGGAAUGCUUGACAAACGGAACAUUGUCAGUGUUAGACGUUGCCUACAGCCGAGAGCAGGAGGCAAAGGUGUACGUGCAGCACCGUGUGAGGGCUCGUGAAGAUGAAAUUUGGGAAAUUUUGCGCGAUGGAGGAAAUCUUUAUCUCUGCGGGGAUGCAAAGUACAUGGCGAAAGAUGUAGAGGAGACGCUGGUCGAGAUUGUGCAGAAAAAAGCACCUAUGAGUGAGGAGGAGGCAAAGACCUACUUUGUGAAGCUUCAUGAGAAUGAUCGCUACCUGAAGGAUGUUUGGUCGGCGUCGUAG